Messenger RNA from Dissoconium aciculare CBS 342.82, 1719 nucleotides. RefSeq lists its product as uncharacterized. The record is from RefSeq and is a predicted model, not a curated record. The transcript has 2 exons. Bases 1 to 1719 code for a protein of 572 amino acids. NCBI's taxonomy places the organism in Eukaryota, Fungi, Ascomycota, Dothideomycetes, Mycosphaerellales, Dissoconiaceae. Gene Ontology annotation, biological process: protein catabolic process in the vacuole; cellular response to glucose starvation.
AUGCUCUACCGGGGAACAUCGGCACAAUCGGCCACGCCGCGAGCCACUUCAACGUCACAUAACUCUAGCCCCCUCGAGGCGGAAUUGUCACCUUCAUGUAAUUACGUCGAGGAUUUACGUGCAUCGUCAACGAACAUCUCCAGGCAGAAAAGCCAACAACCCUCAUCGCAGUCGAGCCUGAUUAUCGACACGACCAUCGCAGCUCCUCUGGGAUCCUCCGACCCAAGGACGACAACAUCGGCACAACAUCAGACGCCGUUGCCGUCACCUGCCUCGCACGAUGACACUGCCGACGUUUCUUCUACAGGAUCCUCCGAGUCCGAGUCACCACUCGCUACGCCGGUCACCUGCGACGACCUGGCUGUGAAAGAUGCACCGUCACGGGCAGUGGACUUUUUAGCGCACGAAUGGCGGGAAGAGGAUAUUUGGUCGUCUUGGAGACACAUUGUUUGCAAUAGGAAGGAAUAUGGAGAAUGCUCACGGUUGGAGAAUGCGUCAUGGCGCUCAUGGGGCAAGACAAAGCACAACUUGAGGACCAUUAACCCGGAAAAUCUGAACUGGUAUGUGUUCAAAGACUCGGACAUCACAUGGCUCUAUGGUCCUUUGAAACUCGCAGCGUCAUAUCCGGUAUCCCAGGACGUCUCCGAUCCAUCCUCUCGCAUGUCCAAGAACAACUCCUUCAUCACUAAGAAGAAGCCCAUCCUAAAAAAGCGCACUCAAUCCGAGAUCAUGCUCCAACAGUCGAUAUCCAGCUCCUCACUCCUACGCGAAGCUGCCACCACAGCCCUUUUCUCGCCUCGACGCCAUCCUCGCCGAUCAGACGCCAGCUCCGAAUUUUCCGAAUCGAAACUUCCUUCUGAGGUGCCUAGCCGAGACCAGGCAGACUACUUCACAAGCCGGAGUUCGAGCUUUUGCGACACCCCAUGCAAUGGCGAAAAGAGACAUAUUCGAUUUGACAAUGUCGUGGAACAAUGCAUUGCGGUCGAUCACAAGGACUUGGUCUUUGAUGGCGAGGAGGAGCCUUAUCUCUAUGCGGACAGUGAAACCUCCAGUGAUGAUGAAGAUGCACUGACAAUGAAACGAAACUCACAUUCGAUGGCAUUGCGACCAUCUGCCAGUCGGAGCAACUCUAACAGUGGUCGUCGCAUUAUCGAGACCCUUCCAGCCACUACCUUGAAGGACCGUGUCGACGAUCUCCCCAAUUUUGGCGAGCAAUCUCAACAUCACACCUUUGGAUCCGAUAAUUCAUCGCUGCCAAACAACAAGGGACUCAGCCCCAGCGCUUCUCAAGAAACCCUUCGCCCUCCUCGCUCCAGCAGAAGCAACCUCGUUUCAUCGAUGGAUAAGAAGGGAAACUACGCCGAUGAUAAUGACGAUGGCGCUUCCGAUGACGACUAUGCUUGGUCGUUUGGACCCAGCAACCCGCGUUCCUCCCUCGGCGCUUCGAGCUCACGAGGUCGCAACAAUGGACGUCCCUCCACCAGCCGCUCACACACCCCGGCUGGUCGCGGCCACUACAACGUCGAAGAUGACGAGUACGACGACACUUUCAGUGUUGAAGGCAUGCGACGCACUGGAAGUGGCAUGUUCAUGCCCUACGAGGAGGGUGAAGAACCUGUAGCUACCGGUAUCUUCGGACGAGUGAGCGAAACUAUCAACACCGCUCGCGACAUCGCUCACGUAAGUUAUUUUCCUUAUCAUUUUAUCACGACUCUGUGA